AUGGAGGACCCCGAUCUGGACAACUUUACGCUCUCCUUCCAAUACUACUUUCGCCACUUUUAUGGCCCCACCUAUCCUCGCGACAUGAUCAUGCACCAUCUCCUCGACUCCAUGAAGCCCCUCUUCCAACAAGCACGCCGACUGGUCGAUGCCAAGAAACAACAGCCGUCCAAGCGAGCCGGGUUUGUUGUUGUUUACUCCCAGUUAUGAAAAAGUCCAACUGACUUUUGAAAAUGGCAUUUUUGCACUUUUUUAGUAAAGUUGUGACAGCUAAUUGUUUGUGUGAAGGAGAGGCAUUUUUAGGUAUAAAAAGGCAUAUUUAGGUAUAAAAAUGCAUUUUUAAGUAUAUAAAUGAUAUUUUAAGUAUAACAGAUGAAAAAUAUUACAUUUGUUGUUGUAGUGAUGACAAUUCGUAAUUAUUUAUAGCAAUUGUUGAUUACUUGUAGGAAUGUAAGUGCGUGGGAGACGUGUCAAGAACUGGCGGCAAAGGCGGAAUCGUUAAACUCCAUUAGACCAAAUACCACUAAAAUGCUGAAGAGUCCGUUGGUACAGGUAAAUUAACACUAGUUUUGUUGUCAUAAUAUAUGUUAUGAAGAAACUACUACGCUUUUUAAUGUAAUGUUAUAUAUUUUACAGUUUUUAUCAAAGUUACUGUUAUUCUAAACUCAGUACUUUUGUUUAUAUAAACUUUAAUAUUGGUUGACUUAUCGUACUUUAAUUGAUUCAGAACUUGUUUUUGGCGUACGACGAGAUCACAAAUUAUGCUGAAGACUUGCCGCCGGCCCAAGAAUCAUCGACCGAGAACGACGUGCUCAUUAAGAUUGUCAACAUCGUGAAAGGAGACUAUCCCCUGGGGGCAACGAUUAAAGUCUACGGUAAUGGCGACAUUUGUGUGGCCAGAGUGAUGGCCGGUGGAGCGGCCGAUCGUUGUGGAUCUAUACAGGUAUUUAAAACAUUUUUUUGCAAAGUUUGUGUUGUAAGCAAAUAGUUUUUGUAAAAAGCAGAAUUGGAAAAAUGUUGUAGUAUAAGUUACGACUUUCAGCCCGGCGACCAGAUUUUGGAGAUCAACAACAUCCCAGUGUCAUUCAAGUCUCCAGAUGAAGUAUUGUCGAUACUGAAUAGUACUGAAAACGGUAUAGUUACCUUCAAGUUAAUACCGUCGAAAGAAGCCUCAAAGUCCAGAAUCUCAAAGUCGAAGCGUUACGUCAGAGCUCUUUUUGAUUACAUGGGAUGUGCUGACCAACUCCAACCAUGUCGGGAAGCAGCCUUGAACUUUCAGAACGGCGACAUUCUUGAGAUCUACGUGAGUGGCGACUCGUAUUGGCAACAGGCGAGGGUUGUUGGACAUGGUUCUUUGAUUACGGCUCCGCUUUAUGACGGUAGGUUUUUAUUGGUUAAAUUAUUGUUGUUGGUCAUAGAACUCUUUAUUAUUGGUCAUAGAACUCUUUAAAGUUUACCUAAAUGAAGAUUAUAGUAUUUUGUUUUCAAGAUUCUUGGUGCAAUUAGCUAGGUCUUCAACAUUUCAUUUCAGAUGACACGACAACGACGUCAGACGCUUCUACGAGUACAUGUGACACGUCGAGAAGGCUGGAAGUGGGCCUAAUUCCCACAGAAAUGGUCUUGAACCGUAAUUGUGAGUUGAUUUGCAUAUUGGUAUUAAGAAAGUAGUUAACACAUGAUAUACUGGCUAGUUUAACAAACGAUAUGUAUUGUUUAGCAUAACAAAUGACACAUUAGGUAUGUUUAGUCGUUUUAUGGCUAAUUUAAUUAUCUUCAUGAAUGAACAGAGCAAACAUCGUAGCUGCACGUGAAUACGAAAAUUCGUUUCAAAUGCUGCAAAACACGUGUUUAAAUCAAUUAUAUCACUGGCACUAGUACUCAAAACUCAAUUGUUGCAAAUUGUAAAAAACACCUUUUGACUCGGUCACAAAAUACGUAGAACAACAUUAUUUCAAUUCUUUGUUAAAGCUCUUUAAAGUAUGCUGCUACAUUUUGACAAUACCUAUUUGCAGACACUUUUGAGCCCAUUUCUCAACGUUUUUAUGAAUUCGUCGACGUUCUCGAGCCCGGCGAAAUCCGACCGGUCGUAAUAAUUGGUGCUCCGUGUGUUGGUCGUAGUACGUUAAAGAGUCGACUGAUAGCAUCGAACCCCCUAAAAUACGCUAGCCCUGUCCCCCACACCAGCAGACCCCCGAGACCUAACGAAAGGCACGGUGUAGACUACUACUUCGUGACCCGCGCUCAAAUGGAGAACUGGAUAGCUACAGGGAACUUCGUGGAGUACGGAGAGCUUAAUCACAAUCUCUACGGUACCAUGGACCAGGCAGUGUUCCAGCUGAUGCGACAGGGCAAGGUACCUGUGAUAUGUGCCCAUCCGUUGUCGCUCCGCCUUCUGAGGUCAGCUUUGUUCAAGCCAGUCAUCGUAUUCAUCGAGCCUCCUCACUUCUCGCUUCUGAAGCAGACUCGGCUGAAGUGCCGUGCCAAGUCUUCCUUCACUCAAACCUAUAUGACAGAACAAGACUUUGCUCACAUCAUAUCGUACUCGGCUCAGAUGAGUGCUGACUACAGUAAACUGGUCGACUUCAGGAUUGUGAACGGUGUUCUGGAAGAAGCCAUCGCGGAGUUGAUUCGGAUCAUCAGAGACUUUGAGACUCUACCGUCGUGGGUUCCAGAAGACUGGAUUCUGUCCAAGGGCUUCAAGAAUAGUUGUUGUUGA
Messenger RNA from Bursaphelenchus okinawaensis, 2716 nucleotides. The record is from the annotation of a GenBank genome assembly. NCBI's taxonomy places the organism in Eukaryota, Metazoa, Nematoda, Chromadorea, Rhabditida, Aphelenchoididae.